Messenger RNA from Acanthocheilonema viteae, 903 nucleotides. The record is from the annotation of a GenBank genome assembly. NCBI's taxonomy places the organism in Eukaryota, Metazoa, Nematoda, Chromadorea, Rhabditida, Onchocercidae.
AUGAUUAAAAUUUUCAUAGGUUUAUAUAUUUCAUCAAAAACAAUUGAUGCAUUAUGUGAACGAUUGCAUCGAACUUUAAAACGGAUGUCCAUUGGUUGUACAUAUGGUAAAGAGGAUAAAAGAGAUGAAUACUUGGAAGAUUUGGAUAUUCCACCACAUAUUUUUCACUUGGGUGAAACACUCGAAAUUGAUGAAUCGCUUAUGCGACUUUUAAACAAACAUCAAUUGUAUUGUCUCGGCUUUCGACAUUACAACUCGGCUGUGCUGUUUCAAUUCAUCGAAUUCAAAAUGCCACACAAUAUUCGAUUGCUUAGAAUACAUCAUAGUGCAAAUCGGAUACCAAAUUUUGCACAACUUGGUAUGUCACAAUUAGAACCGGAAAGAAAAUUACAACAACGAAAAAUUUCAUGGUUGAAUUCACGAAGUAUUAGCAAUAUGGGAUCUAAAAAUAGCAUUGAUAGUUCAUCUGAUCGAAGCCUAGAAAGUUUAACAAAUGAGAUGUGGAAAAAUUCAUCACGAAAUAGCGUUUCCACAUCGGAUACCUCAGAAAUUGAUCAAAUGAUCGUUACAAAUUGUUCCAAUGAGCAAAAUUCAACGCAUACUCCACUUGCUUCUAGAAAUUUAACAAUUUUUGCAAUCGAAGAAUCAUCACGUAAAAUGAUCAAAUGCACACGGAAACUUCGCCGAUAUGUUUAUUCAGGAGUGCAAGUUUUUUAUAUGCAAGAAAGCAUGGAUACUCAGGAAAUUUUGGGUCGUAUGGCAGCGCCGAUACGUUCACCACAUGUUUAUACCAGAUCAUCGAAACGUGGAGUACGUGUUAUUAAAGGUGACUUGGUGAAGCCAAUACCACUCUCAAGUCUGGGAAUGGAAAGUGAUUAUGAAAUCACCGAUUGGGAAGAUUAA